AUGCAUCCACAUCUCCACACUGAAGAAGUCCAAAAGAGCUGCGCAGAAGUCGUUGCCGCCCUCGAUGAAUGCCACGCGCGCGGGUUUAUCUGGAAAGUCACCGGCAAUUGCACCGACGCAAAGUAUAAAGUGAACAUGUGCCUCAGAGGGCUGCGGCUCGAGCGGACAAAGCAGAAUCGCGAGGCGGCCAAGGAGAAGCGACAGAAGAUCGAGAAGGUGUGGGCCGAGUUGGAUGCGAAUAAAUAA
Molecule: messenger RNA, 246 nt
Organism: Cucurbitaria berberidis CBS 394.84
Lineage: Eukaryota; Fungi; Ascomycota; Dothideomycetes; Pleosporales; Cucurbitariaceae
Product: UPF0287-domain-containing protein
Exons: 2
Coding region: 1-246 (81 amino acids)
Cellular component (GO): mitochondrion
Source: RefSeq, a predicted model, not a curated record